Aspergillus terreus NIH2624 is the source of this 1356-nucleotide messenger RNA. Its product is annotated as phosphoesterase superfamily protein. NCBI's taxonomy places the organism in Eukaryota, Fungi, Ascomycota, Eurotiomycetes, Eurotiales, Aspergillaceae. The transcript has 2 exons. Gene Ontology annotation, molecular function: hydrolase activity, acting on ester bonds. Gene Ontology annotation, biological process: phospholipid catabolic process. The record is from RefSeq and is a predicted model, not a curated record. Bases 1 to 1356 code for a protein of 451 amino acids.
AUGCAUCCCAGUGCUCUUCUUGGUCUCCUGGCCUUUACUGCCGCCGCCUCUGCCCUCCCGGGUAGGGGCAAUCAUGGGCCCGCGGAUAUCAAGAACCUCAAGUCCCACAUCAAGAAUGUGGUCAUUCUGGUGAUGGAGAACCGCUCCCUGGACAACCUUCUUGGUGGCCAGACGAUCCCGGGCUUGGAGAACCCCGUUAACAACGGGCCCUUCUGCAACCCGUUUAACAUCACCGACCCCUCUCAGGGGCUCGCGUGCAGCGCGGCUAAGGACUUUGACUCGAUUCUGAAUGACCCGGAUCACGCCAUCUACGGCAACAACUUUGAGUUUUACGGCGAAUUCACACCGGACAACAAUGCCAUUGCGUCAGGCCAGUUGACUCCCACUCAGCAGGGAUUCGUCCAUGAACAGAUGCGCCUGUACCAGAAGAAGGCCAACAAAACCGAGUUGGCCACCCAGGUUAUGCACUACUACACGGAGGAACAAGUGCCCGUCCUCACUACUCUGGUUCAGAACUACCUGACCUUCAACCACUGGCACUCGGAUAUUCCUGGUAACACCAAUCCCAACCGUGCCGCGCUGGUUUCUGGCACCUCCUACGGCCACGGUCUCAAUGACGCGGCCUUCGACAAUCACGAGUUCCCGCAGCGCUCCAUCUUCCAGCAGUUGACCGAGACGGGUCAUUCCUGGAUCAACUACGUCGAUCCGAAGGGUGGCACAGGCCCUGACGCCGGCUACUUCAGCUGGACCUACGAGACCAACAACCAGGACAAGAUCCAGCCGUUGGCCAACUUCUACACUGAUGCCGCAGCGGGCAAGCUGCCCGAGCUAACGUACAUCAAUCCCUCGUGCUGCGGCGUGGGCACCAACUCGAUGCACCCAAGUGGUCUGAUCUCCGAUGGCGAAGCCCUCAUCAAGGGUGUCUACGAGGCUCUCCGCUCGGGACCGCAAUGGAACAACACUCUGUUCAUUUUGUCCUUUGAUGAGAGCGGCGGAUUUCACGACCACGUCCCUCCCCCGCUUGCUCCUCGUCCCGACAACUUGACUUUCACUCUUGCCACCCCCAACGGCCAGAACUACACUUUCCCGUUCGACCGUUUGGGUGGCCGCAUCCCCACGCUGCUGAUCUCUCCCUGGGUCAGCAAGGGAUUUGUCGAGCAGAAGGGCACCAACGCCAAGGGCCAGACCGUCUCGUACUCCGCCACUUCCAUCCUCCGCACUCUGGGAUACCUGUGGGACUUUGAGCCGUUCAACCCCCGUGUCGAGGGAGCUGCUUCGUUCGAGCAUUUGAUCUCCUCGCAUGCCCGGAAGGAUACUCCUGCUUCUCUGCCGGAGGCGGUUCCUUUCAGAAAGUAG